Molecule: messenger RNA, 1666 nt
Organism: Phyllopteryx taeniolatus (common seadragon)
Lineage: Eukaryota; Metazoa; Chordata; Actinopteri; Syngnathiformes; Syngnathidae
Product: cytosolic 5'-nucleotidase 1A-like
Exons: 5
Coding region: 559-1341 (260 amino acids)
Biological process (GO): adenosine metabolic process; nucleotide metabolic process
Cellular component (GO): cytosol; cytoplasm
Molecular function (GO): 5'-nucleotidase activity; magnesium ion binding; nucleotide binding
Source: RefSeq, a predicted model, not a curated record
GAGGGCGUGCUCGGAACAGCACGGAAUCGGAUUUGGGCCGAGAAGAUUCACACCCCAAAAAAAGAAUAUAUAUAUAAGAACGUUGAAGGUAUUGUGACCUUGCCCUGCUUUGACACAUCAGUCAUCCAAUCAUGCAACAAGCGUCUGUCACCCUCAGUCAGAUGCUCUGCUGCUGCUCCAGGGAAGUCAACACUGAAAGGGUUAAAAUAAGGGGGCGGGCGCCAAAUGACUGGAAGUCACUUGUGCGGAUGAGAGGAAAGAGAAGCAUAGAAGAAGUCCAAGAAAUGGUGAAUGCUCAGGAUGCUGGGGGGGAGAAGGGCUGUCAGGAAUGUGGAUUUUCCUGGAAUGAGUGCACAUCUCUCGCCAUUCUUUCAGCAUGUUAUUCCUUUCCGGAGUGUUCAGCCGUGCUGCUGCUGUCUGACUGAUCUCGUAUGCUGAGUGCAUGGGGGCUCGGCUCAAAUCGUGAAUGUGCAUGAGUGAGACAGCACUUUGGUGGCAACUCCUGGCACACUGGUAGGACGUGAAAGUACCAGAAAACUGUGUUUUUUUCCCCCCAAAAUGAAUUUGAGCAAUGGAGAAACUUCGACCGUCAGUGGACAGAACAAAAAUGGUCCAAGUGGCAGCUGGGAAGAUAGCAAAAGACUUGUGAAGCCCUCCACUCCGACUCGGAAACCUCAACCACCCAAACCCGAGAACGCCAUCACCAUCGCCGUGUCAUCGCGGGUGCUCUUCAACAUGGAGCGGGAGCAGCAGAUCUACGAGCGACAAGGCAUGGAGGAGUAUCUCAAGUACCAGCUGGAGCAUGAAAGCGAGCCUUUCAGUCCUGGCCCUGCCUUCUCCUUUGUCAAGGCUCUGGAGGCUGUCAACAAUCGACUGCGGGAGCUUUAUUCGCAGAGCGAGGAGCUGUUUGACGUGGUGCUCGUGACAAACAACCACGCGUACGUGGGCCUCCGACUCAUCAAUACCAUCAAUCAUCAUCGUGAGUUACACGACACGCACUAUACGGGCCCACUGAAAGGCUUCCUGGAGGCUUUGGGAAAACUACAAAGGAAGUUUUUUGACAAAGGCCUGCGCAUGGACUGCCCUAUCCGCACAUACCUGGUGACCGCUCGCAGUGCCGCCAGUUCCGGUACCAGAGCCUUAAAAACUCUACGGUCGUGGGGCCUGGAGAUCGACGAGGCUCUCUUCUUAGCAGGGGCGCCCAAGGGACCCAUGCUGGAGAAGAUCAGGCCGCACAUUUUUUUUGACGACCAGAUGUUUCACGUGGAAGGGGCGGCCGAGCUUGGCACGGUGGCCUGUCACGUUCCCUAUGGCGUUGCGCAGAGAGCUGCAAAGAAAUGACUUCUUGAACACUUUGAUGGAGAAACACUUGGAAGGAAACUGCUUCGGCAUGAUGGUGGAUCUGCUCCAGAAUGUAAAAGUUAUUUCAGAAAAUCUAUGCUAAUGUGGAUUCAAAUCAUUGCACAUGAAAAAAUUGGAUUUAAUGUCAGACUCUAUAACAUUUGUUUUGCUUAAACUUAAUGUAAAUUUGCUAAAUGUCAUUGUCAUUUUGCGGAUUUUUAUUUUGAUCUUGCAUGUUAGUGGCAUGUUGUUCAUGUGGUUGAUUGUAUUUUACCAUUACCAAUUUGGUAUGUUGUGAAAUAAAAUAAAAUUAAAAAAACAUGAA